Messenger RNA from Puma concolor (puma), 864 nucleotides. NCBI's taxonomy places the organism in Eukaryota, Metazoa, Chordata, Mammalia, Carnivora, Felidae. The record is from RefSeq and is a predicted model, not a curated record.
GAAAUGGGCAGUGAGAAGGAGAAGGAGCAGAAUCCAGAACAGCACCUGCCUGAGGAAGGGGAAUGGGGUAAGCCUUGGAGAGUGGAGGACUCGGAGGGUUUUCGGAUCCCAGAUGGAGAGAAGGAGCAUGAGCAAGAGAGCCUGUCAGAAGGUCCACAAGAGAUCCACCCAAAAAAACCGUUGCAGAAAGUCACCGACCCCGCCAGAGAGCCCGGGGGCCCCAUGGCUCACCCAAGGCCCGAGAUCGACGAGAAGCCCUUUAUAUGUGCCCAGUGUGGCAAAACCUUCAAUAAUACCUCCAACCUGAGAACACACCAGCGGAUCCACACCGGCGAGAAACCUUACAAGUGUUCUGAAUGUGGCAAGAGCUUCUCGAGAAGCUCCAAUCGCAUCAGGCACGAGCGGAUCCACCUGGAAGAGAAGCACUACAAAUGUCCCAAGUGUCAGGAGAGCUUUCGGCGACGCUCAGACCUUACCACGCACCAACAAGAUCACCUGGGCAAGCGGCCGUACCGCUGUGACCUCUGUGGCAAGAGCUUCAGCCAGAGUGCCACGCUGGCGGUGCAUCACCGGACGCACCUGGAGCCAGCGCCCUACAUCUGCUGUGAGUGUGGCAAGAGCUUCAGCAACAGCUCCAGCUUCGGCGUGCACCACCGCACGCACACGGGCGAGAGGCCCUAUGAGUGCACCGAGUGUGGGCGGACCUUCAGCGACAUCUCCAACUUUGGAGCACACCAGAGGACCCACAGAGGGGAGAAGCCCUACUGGUGCACUCUGUGUGGGAAACACUUCUCCCGGAGCUCCAACCUUAUCCGCCACCAGAAAACGCACAUGGGAGAGCAGGCUGGGAAAGACACCAGCUGA